Molecule: messenger RNA, 2809 nt
Organism: Centruroides sculpturatus (bark scorpion)
Lineage: Eukaryota; Metazoa; Arthropoda; Arachnida; Scorpiones; Buthidae
Exons: 5
Coding region: 120-2615 (831 amino acids)
Molecular function (GO): nucleic acid binding; zinc ion binding
Source: RefSeq, a predicted model, not a curated record
GGUAUAGCUCCUGGGAAACCCUGGUGUGACGGUCUAUGGGAGUCUCCCAUGUGACGGCAUCCCCUUGUUGGGCCCCAUGGUGGGUGGGGUCACUAGGAGCUGAAUUUUAAAAUCUAAAUAUGGAUUCAUUAAAACCUAAAACAUGUACUGAUGCAUUACCACCAGCCUACCUUAUCGUUCAUGCCAUGGGAGAAACACCCCUAUCUAAACGCUCCCCUUUUUUGAUUCAAAAAUUGUUUGAAUCGACCGUUGGGAAUCUGAAAAAAAUUCAAAAAUUGAGGUCAGGAGAUCUACUUGUAGAAGCAGCCUCCCCUCAACAGUCAGCAAAGCUUCUGAAAAUGAAGUCUCUAGGAGACAUAAUGGUAACCAUCACACCACACACAAAUUUGAACUCAUCACGUGGUGUGAUAUCUGAAAGCGAUCUGAUGUCUGAGGAUGAAUCGGAUAUUCAGAUCGGUCUUUCAGACCAAGGUGUCACUGCUGUUCGACGAAUUUCAAUCCGUCGAGAUGGCAAGUUGAUACCAACGAAACACCUUAUUUUGACUUUCAACAAACCAACAUUGCCAUCUUCUGUUGCGGCAGGAUAUCUCCGUUGCCCAGUUCGCCCAUACAUCCCAAACCCGCUACGUUGCUUUAAAUGUCAGCGGUUUGGACACUCCCAAACAUCAUGCAGAGGAAAAAAAGCAUGUGCACAGUGUGGAAAUGAAGACCAUGAGAGUAAUGAAUGCACAAGUUCUCCAUGCUGUGUGAACUGCAAAGAUGCUCAUCCUGCCUACUCUCGGAAAUGCCCUUCAUGGCAGAGAGAGAAAGAAAUUCAGCGAUUGAAGACUAUUAAUAAUAUAUCCUACCCGGAGGCACGUCGUAUGGUCACCUUAAAUACACCAGUGAAACAAAAGACAUUCGCUGCUGCUCUGAAAUCCACAAAGACAUGUGGAGUUCAGACAGACAUUUCUGUUUCACCCGAUGAAUCUCUGACUCGCCAUGAAAAAUGUCUGCUGAUACCAUCUACCAAAGCAACAGAAAAAGAGAAUAACAAAGCAAAACCACUCAUACCUAAAACAGGGGUAACAACUAGGAAUGUGGGUUCCAAAAAAGCCAGUAAGAACCCACUUAAUAAACAAAGAAUAAAAGCAGCCCUGUCUAAAACUAAAAAAUCAGAGACUCAGUCUAUGAGCGAGUUCUCUGACUUCUCUGAUGAAGAGAAUAAUAAGGGGGUGACACCACCAACAUCACCUCCAAAAGAAAAACCCCCUGUGAAAUUAAAGAGGGACAACCUUGCUAAAAAUGCUGCCUCAGAUGAUGAUAGCCACAACCGUGCCAGUGGAGGUGUGGCUAUUGUAGUUUCAAAUCACAUCCCAUCCUUGCCGGUACAAAUCACCACUAAUUUGCAAGCCGUGGCAGCUAGAAUAUCUAUUGGAGUAACUGUCACACUACCAACACCAUUUCUUUUACUGGGUGACUUCAAUGGUCACAAUCCUAUGUGGGGCAGUCCUGACAUCAAUCGUCGAGGCAGAGCCAUCGAGAGAUUUAUAGGCCACGUGGGUAUAAGAGGUAAUGAAGAAGCUGAUACAGCUGCUAAGUCAGCAAGCCCUUCACAGCAUACAAUGCGUAUUGAAGGAGGUGAUUUGAAGCUAGUUGUUAAAAAACGACUAGCCGAGAGAUGGCAAAUCAUGUGGAAUGCACAAAUCCACAAUAAACUUUACGAGAUCAAACCUUUGGUAGAAAAUUGGACACAUAAUAGGCAAUAUGAUAGGAGAUCUGAGGUUAUCCUUACUCGUCUGAGAAUUGGACACACUCGACUGACUCAUCAAUACCUUUUGAAGGGAGAUGACGAACCAGUAUGUCAGCACUGCAACUGUGCUGUAAGUGUUAAACACAUAUUUUGCAACUGUGUUGCUUCUGAUCAGAGUCUUCGCCCAUACAUCCCAAACCCGCUACGUUGCUUUAAAUGUCAGCGGUUUGGACACUCCCAAACAUCAUGCAGAGGAAAAAAAGCAUGUGCACAGUGUGGAAAUGAAGACCAUGAGAGUAAUGAAUGCACAAGUUCUCCAUGCUGUGUGAACUGCAAAGAUGCUCAUCCUGCCUACUCUCGGAAAUGCCCUUCAUGGCAGAGAGAGAAAGAAAUUCAGCGAUUGAAGACUAUUAAUAAUAUAUCCUACCCGGAGGCACGUCGUAUGGUCACCUUAAAUACACCAGUGAAACAAAAGACAUUCGCUGCUGCUCUGAAAUCCACAAAGACAUGUGGAGUUCAGACAGACAUUUCUGUUUCACCCGAUGAAUCUCUGACUCGCCAUGAAAAAUGUCUGCUGAUACCAUCUACCAAAGCAACAGAAAAAGAGAAUAACAAAGCAAAACCACUCAUACCUAAAACAGGGGUAACAACUAGGAAUGUGGGUUCCAAAAAAGCCAGUAAGAACCCACUUAAUAAACAAAGAAUAAAAGCAGCCCUGUCUAAAACUAAAAAAUCAGAGACUCAGUCUAUGAGCGAGUUCUCUGACUUCUCUGAUGAAGAGAAUAAUAAGGGGGUGACACCACCAACAUCACCUCCAAAAGAAAAACCCCCUGUAAAAUUAAAGAGGAACAACCUUGCAAAGAAUGCUGCCUCAAACACAUAAUGGAUUAUAAAAUAAUCCAAUGGAACUGUCGUGGUUUCCGCAACAACUUCUCUGACAUUAAACACUUGGUGUCAUCUACCUCAUCUCUCUGUGUGGCACUCCAGGAGACUCAUCUAAAACCUGGAGAAAAUACUUCUUUAAAAGGAUUCGAUCUUUACCGCAAGGAUGAUGAUAGCCACAACCGUGCCAGUUGA